Messenger RNA from Amoebophrya sp. A25, 515 nucleotides. The record is from the annotation of a GenBank genome assembly. Lineage: Eukaryota; Dinophyceae; Syndiniales; Amoebophryaceae.
ACAGGAGCUGCCAGAGACAUUUUGGGAGGAUUAUUUGUUCUCGACACGAAAACAGCAGCAGGAUCUUGCAUUUUCGGACAUUCUCGAGGCUAAAAUGAAAGGACAGUAUCAAGAGGAAACCUUGGGUGCUGCGCAGAAAGGUACUAUAAUCCAACAAGAUGGAAUCAUAGCUGCUGCGCAAUCCUGUAGUAAGUACUUAGAAGACCCCGAUAACAAAAAAAAACUUGGACUUCCUUCCCACAUGUUGUGGAAGUGUCAAAAUGGUUGUAGUAGCUAAAAAAGUAUUUACUCUUCUUGAGACAGUCGGACCUCAUCAUUUUUCUUCGUUGUAAGUACUGAAAAAUGACGAGGAAAAACAUUAACUCAAUCGACAUCAGUGACCGCGAUGCUUUCGAGUGGUGGAUUGAAAGCGAUACAGACUACUCUGAGGGAACUGGAAAGCGCUCUCGAGCUGCCUCAAGCCGUCAACCGCAUGUACAUCUUGGAGAUUCCGCUUCUUUUCGCAAUGGUUGCUA